ACUACCAUGUAAACAUAUCAACCGUUCCUACCGAUAGCGGCAGUGCGAUCGCAACCUCCGUGUGCCGUAUAUCGUGUCUUCGCGCUAAUCAGAUUUACACCUGACCGUAUAACAUCAUACACACACACCGUGUGUGACCUUAAAAACAAGUGACACGCCGAUCAUAUGGUUGCUGUUAUGAAGUUCUUCAACGUGAAUUAAAAGACGACCCUUUCGACAAAGAUCUCGCCUUAUUGGAACAUAUUCAUCGAGAUGUUAUCGAUUGUAUAAUUAUCAAAAAAUAACUUCCCAGAUGGAAAUACGGAUAAGAACAACGUCGUCACCUCCAGGACUAUUUUGAAACAAUGCACGCAAUAUCGGGUCACCAAGUUGGUUUACUGUGCAAGAAGAGAACUCGGAGGAUUUGGAAUACGUAGAUUUUAGACUAAGCUCCAGAUGGGGGCUAAUAUGGGAAAAAAUGCUUCUCUUUUAGACGCCCUUCCAUCCGGACAGGGAACGUUACAUGUGGUAAUGCUAGGUUUAGACUCGGCAGGAAAAACCACUGCCCUAUACCGUUUAAAAUUCGACCAAUAUUUAAACACAGUGCCUACAAUUGGCUUUAACUGCGAAAAGGUCAAAGGUACUUUAGGUAAAGCAAAGGGGAUUAAUUUUUUGGUAUGGGAUGUGGGCGGUCAAGAGAAAUUAAGACCACUUUGGAAAUCGUAUACAAGAUGUACCGAUGGGAUAGUGUUCGUUUUGGAUAGUGUCGACGUUGAAAGGAUGGAAGAAGCGAAAAUGGAGCUUUUAAGGACAGUUAAAUCACCGGAAAAUACCGGAGUUCCGAUUUUAGUUUUGGCUAACAAACAGGACCUCCCUGGUGCAAGGGAACCGAGGGAAUUGGAAAAACUUCUCGGUUUAUUAGAGUUGGGUGGAAAUGCUGGUUCGUCGACAAGUGGACAUUUGUGGCACGUUCAACCAGCCUGUGCGAUAACCGGCGACGGUUUGCACGAAGGACUCGAAGUUCUCUACGAGAUGAUAUUGAAACGGAGAAAAUUGGCGAAAAUGUGCAAGAAAAAGACGCGAUAAUUAUUUUCUGCUAGCGCGCGAGUGUUCGAACGUGUGUUUUUUCUUAGUCAAUUCCUACUGAUUUGGAGGGAAUCAUUUUCGGGGUUGGAUAUUAAUCCUGAAAUCCUGCCUCUAGUCUGUGCCGCAUUAUAAAUCACUUGCCUUGUGUGAUUUUUGUCCGCCGUUGCGUGUGGGUGAGAAUGAAAGACUUGCACAAUAACAUCGAGAGGCUAUAUAGCCGUAAGAAAAGUAUUUUAAUCACGUCCCCUUUCUACUACUGUUGAUGAUUGAUGUAUUUUGCCAUAAGAAAAUGAUAUCUUUUUAGAAUAACAAACAAAAAUGAUAAGUAAAAGAAAUUUAUUAAUUCCAAUAUUUGAUCUUAGUGUUUGUUGUCUGUUUCUGGUGAUCAUUAAAAUUAGCCAACUUUACAAAAAACCAAAUUUAAUUUAACGUGUAUUUACGAAUUUAUUUGAUUUGAUAGGGUGCGUAAAAUAUACCGCUUCUAUUUAUGACUGAUAUGGUAUAUUUAACUCAGUUUCGCAAAAUCUUACAACGUUGCCAAUGUAUUUACCAAACAAACAUGGGAUUUAUAAGUAACACAAUUUCUAAAAAAUAUAUCAUGGUUAAACCACAAUUUAUUGAAAAACUGCACAAUUGACAUCACUUGAUAUGACAAAAUGUUAACGUUAAAAUAAUUGAAAUAUGACGAAAUGUUUACGCUUUCAUUUUGAAUUAUCUACUUCUGUUUUCAAGUCAUGAAAGCAAAAAAUUAUAAACAAACCCAAUAAAUAUUUUUAUGCAUCCUAUCACAUACUUUUGGUUAAAACAUUUCCUAGCUAAAAUUAAUAAAAACUUGAUAAAAAUUAAGAUAUAAACGAAUAAAUAAAACUAAUAUAUUGUGAUGAUUAAAAAGAACAAUGUUAAUGGAAUGUCAUAUCGUAACAACGUAGGAAAGAAAUUGAAACAGAUAAAAUAUAGUAUGUUCAACAAAAGCAACUUGAAAUUUUGAUUAACCGUACGUUAUUAAAUCUGACGAAUAGGAAUUUAUAUUAAAUUUAUUGAACAUAUUGUAUUGAUUUAUUUAUUGUUAUUACUUUACACAGAGCUUAAUAUAGUAACUACAAUAUAGUAACAAAAAUUCUUCAACCCUAAUUAUUUUCAAUUUACUUUGCGUAAAACCAACCAUUUAGAAAAAUAAGCAAAGUAAUAAGCAAAACGAAAGUAAAUUAAUAAUGAAAAAUCCUUAUAAAAAAAGCUGUCUAAAUGAAACCCGUCUAAUAAAAAACAUUGGCUAAAGGAAAGUAAAAUUCUUUACUACCCCAAGAAGCGCUUUAUUAAUGUCUGAUGUGCAAUUCCUAGUUGUUUAGAUGCUCUUGUAUUUCACGAUCGAAUUUUUAUACUACAAAGAAAUUAUUUAAAUGAAAAUUAGGAUUGAAAUUCACUGAGCCAUAAAAUUAAGAGCUGGCAAGUUUGGUUUCGUCGACCGUGGAAUACAACCGCGUUUUUUACCAAUACCAAAGGUGCUCAUUUAGUUGUAAGUAGGUUUUAGUUUUGUAUACCGUUAGGUCGCGCUAACCGAAUCGCUGCAGAUAUACUGUAAUUAUUGCUUUUUUUACUUUUUCGCGGUGUUACUAAAUAGUAAAUUUUGGCGAAUAAAAUCUUGUAAACUUCUUUCUUUAAUAAAAAUGUUGUUAAAAAAUAUAAUGAAAUAACAAACGAAACUAACAAAAAAGGCUGUGUAUUACCAACGGGAUUUUUACUGCUACUAUUUUUUAAAACCGUAAAUUUUGUAUAUAAAAAUAUUUAAAAAAAAUAUUUUUUUUUGUAAUUACAGUAUAAAUGUUAGCUUCCCAGACCAAUUUUGAGGUCAAUAUCGCGAACAUUUCUCAGCGUGAUGUUGCUUCGUAUUUUUGUUAUCGUUGCGUAGCGCCAAAUCAGCAUAUCCCUCUCUACAUGUAAAACUAUUAAAUUGUUAAUAAUUGUUUAAUGCCUUGCGCGAAAAAAUGGUCACGUAUUAAACGAGUAUAAUAAACAAAUUCAUUUAUUGUAUAGGUAUUUAUAUUUUCGCCAUGUCUGAUAUGAUUUGUACAUAUGUAUCUAAAUGUAAUAAAGAUUCAUUAUUAUUAUUUUAUUCCGUCAAUAAAAUUAUGUUUGUUUUCUAUUAA
Molecule: messenger RNA, 3209 nt
Organism: Onthophagus taurus
Lineage: Eukaryota; Metazoa; Arthropoda; Insecta; Coleoptera; Scarabaeidae
Gene: Arl4
Product: ADP ribosylation factor-like 4
Molecular function (GO): GTP binding; GTPase activity
Source: RefSeq, a predicted model, not a curated record